UGACGUAAUGAGUCAUAGGUCAGACAGGUUACUGGAGGUCAUCUUUCUGCUUUCUCCUAAAACUUUCACUUCCGUGUUUUAUACAAUUUUGUGUUAUCCUUCUGAUUUGUGUGUUUCUUGAGUUUUGUAGGUCGACAUGGCGUUUGAAAACUUGCGGAAAUAUUGGCCGACGUACAGUUUUGCCCAGCCCUUCAAUGCCAUGAUGCUCCUGGCUGCCAUUGUGGCUUCCUUCCUGUUCUUCCCAGGACAGGGUACAGGUGAUGGGGGGUCCAGCGGUACACUGCUCAAGUUUCUACACCUGUUCAGUGUCUGUACUCACUUUGGUACCCAGACAUGGGUUACCUUUGUGGCAGGUCUGACUAUGUUCCACAACCUCCCCCGUCACACCUUCGGUCACAUCCAGGGUCACCUGUUCCCCAAGUACUUCACCAUGGGGAGUGUCCUCGGCCUGGUCGCCAUGGUGACAUACAUGUACGAACAUCGCCAUGGAGACAUGACAACCCACCAGAAGAUUGAGAUCGGAGUCCUGGUUUCUGUCUUUGUGUCAGCCUUGCUGAACGCUGCUCUGAUUGGUCCAACCAGUCUGGAGCUCAUGACUCAGCAGUACAUGAUCGAGAAGGAGCACGGUCACGGCGAUGAGAUCGGCACGCACCCCAGCGGCAAGAUCCGACAGGACCCCAAGUACCAGAAAGUGCGGAGGCAGUUCCUGCAGUACCACGCCAUCUCCUCCCUGGUCAACAUGGUGGCACUGGUGGGCAAUGGGAUCCAUGUGUACUACCUGGCCUGUCAGCUGGCUGGGAUAUAGGAUGGCAAAGUCCUGAACACAUCCUUAACAAAGGCCUGGGGAGCUAGGCUAUACAUAAACUGCCUUCUUCUUCUGACUCCUUUCAAAUUGAUAUUCAGCAGUUUGAUUUGCUUACAUAUGCUUUGAAUUGCUGUUGUUGCUAUUCCGUUUGGCAGUGUAGUAGAAGGCAGUUUGUGUUGGACACAUGGCUUUGUCCACAAGAUGUCUGUGCUUGUGACAGAAUACAAUAAAACAUAUAUGUGCGUAGUGAGCUGGUUUUGCUGUUCUAAAAUUGGGUCUGCUACUGGAGUCAGUAUAUCGAUCUAACUAUCGUAAACAUAUUUUCUGAGCUUUCAUAGACGUAUUAUGUAAUUUUUCAAUUCUUUUUAAUGAAAAUUGAUGAGCAACAUAAUUGACAUGCUGGGACCCAUUUAUAGCAAGUGUGAUGAGUUUGUGGUCCGUAGUUAAAUGACAAAAAAUACAAACUCAGAAAUAUAAGAAGACUUCAAUAUUUACAGCACAACAAUUGUACAUGUACUUAGUAAUGAGAUCAUGGAUCACAAUUCCAUAAUGUUAUCAAUAAUAUUGGAUAUAUCUAAUCCAUAAGUUGACAUUUUGAUUGAUAGAAGUAACAUUCCACUAAACUGAAUCAUGACAAAAGGGAAUUGAAAGUAGAAGAGAUUGAUACAUUUCAUGUUGAAUUGAAUACUUUAUUAUUGCUUAAUAAAUCACAAUAUCGUUG
Molecule: messenger RNA, 1526 nt
Organism: Branchiostoma floridae (Florida lancelet)
Lineage: Eukaryota; Metazoa; Chordata; Leptocardii; Amphioxiformes; Branchiostomatidae
Product: transmembrane protein 205-like
Exons: 4
Coding region: 137-805 (222 amino acids)
Source: RefSeq, a predicted model, not a curated record